Molecule: messenger RNA, 3267 nt
Organism: Oncorhynchus nerka (sockeye salmon)
Lineage: Eukaryota; Metazoa; Chordata; Actinopteri; Salmoniformes; Salmonidae
Exons: 1
Coding region: 1375-3267 (630 amino acids)
Source: RefSeq, a predicted model, not a curated record
CCGUGUGAACUGAAGUUAAUCAAGCGUCACAUGACACAGCGACUCCAUGAACAGGGGGGAGGGGGGGACCGUGGGAGAUGGCGAGGAGUCUGAGCCGCCGCCGUCGUCAAGGCUCUGAUUUGAGGUUUUGAACAGGCUGCCGGUGUGUUGGCUGACUGUCCGCUAUCGCCCACCUCCAAUCUGGAUAGUGGAUAGUAGCAUGUUGCCGCAGCAGAAUGGGACGCCACCAGCUGCUACAGGGCUAAUGCUAUCACGGCUACUACUAUGAGUGUUGUUGACCAUUAAGGAGCUGACAGCAAUAUAAUUAUCGUAGGAGCGGCGAGGUAUUAAUAAUAUAUGAUUCUGGGUACUUGGAGGCGAGCCUGGAUAAAGUACUUGGAUUACAGUACCACCGGAGCGACAGGGAAAACAAAUUGCAAACAAACUGCGCGUGUGUGCAGGGUUGCGGAAACAGAGAAGAAUUGCAGAUGACCUGAGUUGUUUUUAUUUUAUUUUUGUUGCCGAGCGACUGGUAUGAUGUGCACUGAGCCGGACACACUGCUUGUGUGAGUGUGUGUCUGCACUGCAGCUCCCUCGCACCACACACUCUAAGAAAUUGCAGCUAUGAGAUGAGACGAGCACUGAUUCCAUCGCAGGCAACGCAGGAGACCCCACGGACUACUCGAACACAGUCCGACAUUGUGUGUGUUAAACGACUGAUUGGCUGAAAUGGACACAUCUGCAGUGCUCUGACUCACCGUCUCCUAGCCUCAUUCAACAUGUAGUAUGUAUCAGCCACGUUGACUUACGUUCUCACCUGCCAAACCUUGGAUGAAUGAACUACCAAAGCCUGAGCCAAAUCGAUUUUCUCUUAUGCUGUGCUGAGUCUACUGACAUGUUUCUGCCUCGGUUGUCCUUGAAGUGAGUGCUGGGAUGUCCGUGACCUGCCCAUAGAGGUGGGGGCCUCGGAGAGCGAGCCAGAGCAGCUAGGGCUGAUCGCGGAGUUUCCUGAGCCUGUGUGAGGUGAGGCAACAGCUGCAGAGAGAAGAAGGGGGAGGGAAGACUGGGAGAGGAGCGCCUACGGAGAGACGAGAGCUGUGACACGCAAGCCUGCAGCAAGCACCUGGUCCGAGUGGACUGAACCCGAAGGUGAGAAGGUGACGAGAGCCCACAUCCUCGCUCUAUCAUUCUGUCAUUUUUUUCUAUGCUCCUGGCAAGCAGCCAGAUCUAAACCGGCUGUCGCUACACGUCACACCGAGAGCAGGUGUCACCUUGGUAUCAGAUUCGUCUGUCACUCUCUGCUACUCUCGUCUGCCUGUCCACCAGAGCGCUUCUGUUUUGCUUUCUAAUUUUGCCGCCUCUUCCCUUCCCUCCUUCAUUCACUGUCUAUCUGAGAUGGGAAGCUCCAUGGGUUGUGUGAGGCCUCCUAGGGAGGGAGGACACGGCUUCCCCCCACUGUCCCCCAACCCCAAACGACGCCUCCGCUUCCGGCGGAGACGCAAAGGGAAGAAGCACCAGAAAGGAGGGUCGUCGGUCUGCUCGGAAGUGGAAAGCAUAAGGAUAAGCAACAUACCAGAGGAAGAGGACAAAGGUACCGUCACGGAGGCAACCACCGCGUCGUUCAAAACUAUGAGUGACGUCGGUGCCAAAAUCGCCAAUUUAACCGUGUCUCAGGCUCAAACUCAAUCCAGACUGCCGCUGCCCAGUGCUCUCUGUGCUGACUCCACGAGUGACAGCAUGGGGGGGUUGGGUGGUAGCAGAGUGCUGGAAGUGUCCCCUGAGCCAAGCCCAGUGUGGAGAAGGCUGUCCUACCCCGGAGCUGGGCGUGAGGAAGGGGGGACGAGCAGUACCAUGGAUGCCUCAAGCAGCCAAGGGCGACCCAGUGGCAACCCCACCCUAGACAACCCUGACAACCCUGACCCAGCUGUCCCGUCCCAGGUGCACACCACCCCUGGCGGGGGUCAGGUCUGCAAAGUCAGGGAGAGAGAACAAGGGGUCCUGGAGAGGCCUUGCAUACAAAGACCCAAGAAAGAGAGGGAAAGAGAAAAGAAACGAGAACAGGAGGAGAAAGAGGUGGAGGAUGAAGGCGGGGGCGGGGUAGCGGGGAUGCUGGGGGCUGCUUUUAACACCCCUCCGGAAAAGGAGCGCAAAGGGGUGGUCCACAUUCGUGAGGUGGGGGGCUUGCUGUGUGUUGUAAGGACAGUCUACCCCAGUGACUUUGGGUCCCCAGUUUGGAGAGGGGACAGUUACCAUGACAACGAGGUGGAAGUAGAGGUGCGUGCCGAACCUCCAGCCGCAUCCCCAGUGACUGGGAACAUCCUCAAAGUACAGCUUUCUGAGGAGGACAUCAUGAGAGCUGAAAUUGCCGCCUCCUGUCUCAAUAAGACAAAAGUCAAGGAAGGCGCAGUGACUGGAAACAAAGUACAACUGUCUGAGGAGGACAGCAGGAGAGCCAAAAUGGAUGCCAGGACCGCUUUCCUGAUGGGGACCCAAGAAACUACAGAAGUCAAGGAACUUAGUCUGGAUAAACCAGCCCAGGUCCAAGAGGGGCUAUUAAUUCAGAACCCUUUUGCCUUUGGCUAUGCCAGCGAUCUGCUACUCACCUCCCCAGAGGCAGGGGGCGCCACCCAGGUAGGCAGGGUUGGCCUGACCCAAAGGAGAGACAAUAUGGAUACCUCAGGUCCCAGUAUGACUACCAACCUUACGGGGACCCAGGAAACCACGAAAGUCGAGGGACCCUCGUUACAGGACCCUCUGUCCUCAGGCUAUGCCAGCGACCUCCCACUAACCUCCCCAGAGGCAGGGGGCGCCACCCAGGGAGACUGGGAAAGCUCCAGAGAAGGACUGGACUCUGCAACAGACAGUCCUCUAUCUCCACCCCAGGUCCCCACAAAGCAGUUCCCUCAGGUCGGGCAUUUUUUUCUCUUUCACUCACUCACUCACUCUCAAUCGUGGAAAUGUAGUCUACGUGUAUUUGGGGUUUGGUCCAGGAUCAGGGGGGGGAGAGCAUAUUUAAGAAUGUGUUGCCCUUUUAAGUCUUGUAUACUAGUGUCACAUCUUUGUGAGAGAGAGAGUUUGUGCUUUUGUGUCCCUCUCGCUGUGUGUGUUUGUUUUGUGUCCUGGUCAUUAUCAGCCCUGCAGAAGGCACUCUGCGUCUUCUCAUCCUUCCUGGGUCUGUCCCCAGAGCCUAAUCAGCACAGCACAGACCAUCUCUGCAUCUCUCCCCCUUUUCCUUCUCAUCACCCAUUCUCUCUUCACACCACCCACUCUUUCCCCUGUUACUUUUGA